AUGCUGGCACCAAAGUCGGCUUUCCCCGCGAGCCUCAACACCGCCUCAGCGCUACCACCCGGAGCCUCUCUAGCCACCGCUCCGCCAUCCUCAAGACGGGCACCCAUGGCGCCCAGUGGCACGCAAAACUUCCAAAGCCCGACCGAGUCAGAAUUCAGCGACGCCGAUGGACCCGACUCGGUUAAGAACUGGGACGAGGAGAGGGUCUGCGAGUACCUGCGGAGUGUCAAAUGCGGCGAAUACGAGAAGCUGUUCAGGAAGAACCACAUUAAUGGCGAGAAUCUGUUGGAAAUGGAUAAGGAGGUUCUGAAGGAGAUGGGCAUCGAUAAAGUUGGCGACAGGGUGCGGUUGUUCUUGGGCAUCAAGAAGCUGCGUACCAAAGCCUACGCCAACCAGAAGAAGCGCAACAGGGACUCGUUCGGUGCCCUCGACAUCACCCUGAACGCGCCUUUUGCUACGUCUCCCCGACCGCCCAACAGCCGACCUACCCCGUCGAGCAACAAGCGGUUCUCGAGACAGAUUGACCUCUCAGCCUACGACCCGUCCAAGCCCAGCUCACGACCUUCUUCUCCCGCACAGGACGACCCUCGGAGCGCACGAACUCCACGAUACCCACAAGGCGGUGCCUAUCAUGCUCAACCCUCACGACUGCAGGGUUCAGAAGCCUCCAGCGGUCGUCUUGUCCCUACGCAUACGCGCAACAACUCUAGCAUGGAUGGUUCCUUGAUGGCCGCGCUGCCUCAGAACCAAGAGGUCAUCCGCGUCAUCUCGACAGGUGGUGUCACCAAGGUUGUCAAGAUUGCCGACUGCAACACCUGUGAGGAAGUGAUGCGCGUCACUCUGCGCAAAUUCGCGCUCCGCGAAGACCAUGAACGCAACUACUGUUUCUGGGUCCUUGCCGGUGUGGAUCCGGAUCCCAGCCAGACACGCCGCCUCGGCGACACGGAGCUCUGGCGUAUUAUCAAGGACCAGCGGAGGCCUGAGAGGAACCGGCUCAUCCUCCGACGAGUCCCGGCUGGUGAGCCAGGAGACUCGGAGUUGCAACGAGCGGCCGCGAUCGCCAUGGAGGAGGAGCAGCAGAAGCAUGCGCGGGCGCUGGAGUCUGUGGACAAGCGCAGCCAGCUCAAGGUGCAAAAGGUGCUGGGUGAGAAGUGGCACGAAGGACUGCAGCAGCCACUCUCGCCACUGUCGUUCCAGGACCGCGAGCGGAACGUAUCAAACGCCGCAAAGGAUCUCGAGCGCCCGCGCUCUGGCGACUCCAACCGACCCCAGCGGAGGCAAGCCGAACUUCGCCAAUUCGGAGGCUUGCGACCCCCUAGUGAGCUCAUUGCCUCGGAUCUGACGUCGUAUUUCCCUGGUCACGCUCGGGAAGAUAUUGAUCGCACCGCACGACUCUCCAUGCGAAGGUCAACUCGGCUAAGCAAGGUCAACAGCCGCCUGAGCGUGGCUAGCAAUCUCAGCUUCGCUUCUAGUUUCCAGGAUGCGCCCCCGAUCCCGACUAUUGCGGACUCAUGGCUGAACGGAGGCAACCAGGUGGCCAAGGUGCGAUCGCGCGACUCGCAAGGUCGCCUGCCCCAAAUGUUCAACCGCGACUCGAUAGCUUCGUCCAUGCUCGAUACUCUUCAGGAGGAAUCGCCCGUCGAGCCAAACCGCAAGUCAUAUGUAUCAUUCACCGAAAGCGGCUCCGACACCGCCCCCAUUAGCGUUAUUGACCCUGAGGGGCAAACAGUCAGGAGCAGCUUCUUUGAGACAGAGAGCUCGACAAACUCUGGGUCGUUCCAGGAGGUUAAGCAGGCAUUGUCCGGCGAUGGUGACGAUGCCGACGAGGAGCUGCAGAGCUUCCUCGCCGGCGAGUCCUGGGACGACAACAAGUGGAUGAAGGGAGCCCUCAUCGGCCAGGGGUCCUUUGGCUGCGUUUACCUGGCAUUGCACGCCGUUACGGGCGAGCUGCUUGCCGUGAAGCAGGUGGAGACCCCGGCACCUGGUGCCAACAACCAAUCCGACAACCGCAAGAAGAGCAUGAUUGAUGCGCUCAAGCGUGAGAUCAGCCUCCUGCGCGACCUCCGCCACCCCAACAUUGUGCAGUACCUGGGCUGCAGCUCGUCUGCUGACUACCUGAACAUUUUCCUCGAGUAUGUCCCCGGCGGGUCGGUGCAGACGAUGCUCAACUCGUACGGCGCUCUGCCCGAGCCCCUGGUGCGCAGCUUUGUCCGUCAGAUCCUGACGGGACUCUCAUAUCUGCACAACCAGGAGAUCAUCCACCGCGACAUCAAAGGUGCCAACAUUCUCGUCGACAACAAGGGCACAAUUAAGAUUUCGGAUUUUGGUAUCUCCAAGAAGCUCGAGGCCACCAACAUUCUGAACGGCGCCAACAACAACAAGAACCGCCCCUCGCUUCAGGGCUCCGUGUUCUGGAUGGCGCCCGAGGUCGUCAAGCAGACCUCGUACACGCGCAAGGCAGACAUCUGGUCGCUGGGCUGCCUGGUCGUGGAGAUGAUGACGGGCUCGCACCCGUUCCCGGACUGCAGCCAGCUCCAGGCCAUUUUCAAGAUUGGCGGAGGCCGUGCCGUCCCCACGAUCCCCGACAAUGCGAGCGAGGACGCCAAGGCCUUCCUUGCUCAGACAUUCGAGAUUGACCACAAUCGGCGACCUAGCGCCGACGAGCUCAUGCUCAGCCCUUUCCUGACACCGAUCACUUGA
Molecule: messenger RNA, 2700 nt
Organism: Emericellopsis cladophorae
Lineage: Eukaryota; Fungi; Ascomycota; Sordariomycetes; Hypocreales; Bionectriaceae
Product: Serine/threonine-protein kinase-like protein
Exons: 2
Coding region: 1-2700 (899 amino acids)
Biological process (GO): signal transduction; protein phosphorylation
Molecular function (GO): protein binding; protein kinase activity; ATP binding
Source: RefSeq, a predicted model, not a curated record